Molecule: messenger RNA, 1784 nt
Organism: Musa acuminata subsp. malaccensis (wild Malaysian banana)
Lineage: Eukaryota; Viridiplantae; Streptophyta; Magnoliopsida; Zingiberales; Musaceae
Product: putative pentatricopeptide repeat-containing protein At3g05240
Molecular function (GO): protein binding
Source: RefSeq, a predicted model, not a curated record
AUGAUACAGAAACAGGACUUGCUUUCAUUGAUAGAAGCAUGCAGAAGCGUGCGGCCGCUGAGGCAGCUCCAUGGCCUCAUGGUCGCCACCGCCCUCGUUCACGACGUCGUCCCCCUGAGCCGCCUCAUCGACUUCUGCGUCGACUCUCGACACAGGGACAUCGCCUACGCCCGCGCCCUCUUCGCCUGGGUUCCCGCGCCCACCGCCUACAUGUGGAACUCCAUGAUACGCGGCCUCUCCGACGGUGACGAGCCAGAGGCUGCUCUCGCCCUGUACGCCGACAUGCUUCGUCACGGCCGCUCCCCGGACCACUUCACGUUCCCCUUCGCGCUCAAAGCUUGCUCCCGGAUCCCCGACCCCUCGUUCGGCCGGUGCGUCCAUGGCCGCGUGGUGAAAGCUGGGUACGAAGCGGAUGUGUACGUUUCCAGCACUUUGAUCCACAUGUACGUCUCCUGCGGCGAUAUACCGUCGGCGACGUCGUUGUUCCGGAACGCCGUGAAUCGGAACAUCGUUACCUGGACAACGAUGAUCGCAGGUUACGCCGAGAACGAUCGGGCCGGCGAAGCAAUACGCCUGUUCAGCGAGAUGGAGCUCGAAGGCGUGGAGCCGAAUGAGAUUACCAUGGUGCAUGUCCUGGUGGCGUGUGCUCAGAGCAGGGAUCUGGAGACCGGAAGACGGAUCCAUGCUCGACUCCGUAGGGCGGGAGCGGAUUCAAUCACAUCCAACCUUGUUCUUGCCACGGCCCUUUUGGACAUGUACGCACGCUGUGGCAGCUUGAAAACCGCACGCCAUCUCUUCGACAAAAUGACUGUGAAGAAUGAGGUCUCUUGGAAUUCGAUGAUUAACGGAUAUAACCAGUACGGUCGGCCGAAUGAGGUGCUACAACUCUUCAAAGAGAUGCGCGACGCCGGCCUGAAACCAGACAAGGUCACCUUGCUGAGCUUGUUGGGUGCUUGUGCUGAUAUAGGAGCACUGCGUUUAGGCCAGGAGAUCCACGCGUGCGUGGAGAAGACGAUCGGCAGCGGGGAUGUCGCCGUUGGAACUUCCCUCGUGGACAUGUAUGCCAAGACCGGGGACGCACAAAGCGCGCUUCGAAUCUUUGCAAGUCUGGAAGGGAGGAAGGAUGUGAUGGCAUGGACCAGCAUGAUCCUGGGGCUGGCCACGCACGGUCACGGCAAGGAAGCCAUCGACCUGUUCGUAGAAAUGACGCAGCACGGCGUUGCUCCCGACGACAUUACCUUCGUAGGCGUGCUCACCGCCUGCAGCCAUGCAGGAAUGGUCGACGAAGGCCGCAAGUACUUGGAGGCCAUGGAGAAGCUUUACGGCAUGGAGCCGAGGAUGGAACACUACGGGUGCGUGGUGGACCUCUUGAGUCGAGCUGGGCGGUUAGCGGAGGCGGAGAGAAUAGUUCGGUCGAUGCCCAUCGAGCCGAGCAACACGAUCUGGAGCAGCAUGUUAAGCGGGUGUGACAUCCAUGGCGAUGUUGCGCUCGCAGAAAGGAUCGGAGAUCAGCUGGCCCAAUCCAAGCCUCAGGGCAGCGGGACGAGUGUGCUUAUCUCGAACAUCUACGCAGGUGCCGGAAGGUGGCAAGAGGUGGACAAGGCGAGAAGACUGAUGUGGAAGAAAGGGCUGAAGAAGACUCAUGGCUGCAGCUCCAUUUGAUUAAGCUCUUCUUCAAUGUCUCUCCAUAGGUGUCCAUGUAACAUCGAAGACUGAUACCACACCAUGACGGAUCGAAAGGUAAAAUGUACAGCAUGGAGAGGGCGACUUAGCUAAAGCCACCU